AUGAGAAAUAGCGGAGAGAUAUUUACAGGUAUGAGAGAAAGGAAAGAUAUAUGCUCUUUCUUCUCACUUGUAAAUUCCCCCUCCUUAUUUCUCUUACAAUAUCACCUUUCUGUCUCUCGUCAUUUCUCUUUCAAUUCUCAUACCAUAUCAUUCUCUUUUCUCUCACAACUCUUUCACUUUUGUCUCUCUGUUGCCAUAUCAUCCUCCUUCCUUUCUUUUCCAAUAUUGUUAUCUCCCUCUCAGAUCUCCUCUUUUUCUUCUUUUUGUUCAUUUGUUUCUCCGUACUCGUCUAUAUAUCAUAUAAAGAUUAAUUUUCUUUUUUCCCUUUCUUUCUCUUUCUCCCAUAUCAAUACUUUUCGUCCUCUCUUCUUAUUUUCCUCUCACUCCCACCUAUCCUCUUCCUUCUCAGCCCAGUCACAUACAAAGUCAGUCGUCAUAACUAUCAGCACUACGACGUCGCUAGUAGCUGUAGAAUCUCAAGCUCUGAGGUGA
Messenger RNA from Acanthosepion pharaonis, 492 nucleotides. The record is from the annotation of a GenBank genome assembly. NCBI's taxonomy places the organism in Eukaryota, Metazoa, Mollusca, Cephalopoda, Sepiida, Sepiidae.